Molecule: messenger RNA, 5030 nt
Organism: Stylophora pistillata
Lineage: Eukaryota; Metazoa; Cnidaria; Anthozoa; Scleractinia; Pocilloporidae
Source: RefSeq, a predicted model, not a curated record
AUGAAGUCAUCUCUGCAUUUUAUCAGACAAGCACAAGAAGAGGUCUUCAAGGAAGAGAUGCGGGCAGUAAAGGCUGGGAGGGAACUACCAAGCACAAGUAAAAUGCAACCUUUGAAACCUGUGUUAGAUGAAGAGGAAGUCCUGAGGUGUGAUGGAAGACUUCGCUACCCCAUCAUCUUACCUCCUACAGAGGCAAUCAAAGAGAGGGAAAAAGAGUGCAUGCAGUGCCGAACAAGGAAAGCUACCCCAGCCAAGCAGAUUAUGGCCCCUUUGCCUGAAUUACGUACGCGGAAGUCUUUACGAGCCUUCAGCCAAACAUCUGUUGACUUUGGGGGACCUUUCAUUACAAAACAAGGAAGAGGCAAGACCCGUCAGAAGAGCUACCUUUGUCUAUUCACAUGCUUAGCGACAAGGGUUGUGCAUCUGGAAGUAGCAUUUAGCCUAGACACUGACUCGUUUCUGAACGCGUUCUUCAGAAAGGCGUCGCGACGCGGCCUCUCAGAAGAUGUUAUGUGUGAUAACGUUACUAACCUUGUUGGUGGGAGCAGUGAACUAAAGGAUUUAAAAGCCCUGGAUAAGAAGAAAGUUCAGGACGCCACCCUAAAUUAUGGGGUCAAUUGGCACUUUAAUUCCCCGCUCGCCCCGCAUCUCAGUGGUUUACAUGAAAUUAUGAUUAAGGCUGCCAAGAAAGCCAUUUAUGCCAUCUUGAACUGUGCAGACAUCAAAGAUGAAGAACUCUUGAGUGUGAUUUUAGGGGGGAAGUUUGCUCCUCAAACUGUCGACGAGGUGUCCUUUAACCUGAGAAAGAGAUGGCGCCGAGUGCAGGAACUUGUUCGCCACUUCUGGCAUAGGUGGUUACGGGAGUGGAUUCCAAGUCUUAGGGGAAGGAAGAAGUGGCGUGGCAACCGAGCUGACUUGAAAAUUGGAGAUGUGGUUAUUGUCAUGUCCACAGAUACUGCAAGAGGCAAAUGGCCUCUGGGCCGAAUUGUGAAAGUGUUCCCUGGUAAAGACAACAAAGUUCGAGUUGUUGAUGUCCAAGUCGGAAAGAUGCCUUUGGAAAUUCAAGCUCGAGGUCCUGAAGCUGUCGAGGCUUAUGACAAAGCACUAACAGAAGGAAAGGCCUGCAUAAAGAGAAUACCCAUAAUGUUGAUCGGACAGGAGCGGACAGGGAAAACUAGUCUUAAAAGGUCCUUAAAGGGAGAAAAAUUCGACAAAGAAGAAAAAAGCACAGAUGGAAUCGAAACUGACCCUUCGUACUUUAAAGUAUCUACAGAGACUUGGAAAAGCGGACAAACGGGCGAAGAAAUGCAAACUGAGCUAGAAGUUCCAUUUGAAAACCUUGCAGCAGCAAAAGUGAUCUUCGAUCGUUUGAAGAAAGGGGAGUCGUUUUUAUCAGCGGCUGAGGCAGAGUUAGACUCAGAAUCUAGUACAGAGUCUAGUACAGAGUCCGACUCAGAAUCUAGUACAGAGUCUAGUACAGAGUCCGACUCAGAAUCUAGUACAAAAAGUGCUCGUGAAGUCUUCCGCAAAACUCAUAGGGAAACUACAUCUUCUCAAAGAAAAUUGCCAGAGGAAUUGGCGAAGCUGGUUGAAAAACUGCUACGUGAAGGAGAAAGUGCAAGCGAAGACCAAAUCUACUCAAUCUUGUGGGAUUUUGGAGGACAGACCGUUUACUAUGACACCCAUCCAAUUUUCCUUACAGAGAAAGCCAUAUAUAUUUUGGUAUCUGACCUGAGCCGUGAUCCAAACGAGAGAGCCAACCUGCCUGUCAAAACAGGACUUUUCAAGACUAAAGUGGACACUAACUGCAUUAAAACAAACCUUGAUUACCUGGACUUUUGGAUGUCAUCGAUUUAUUCUUUGAGGGGUCUAGAGGAAAACAGCUCCCAACAGACUGCUCCACCUGUUAGCGAUGUUCUGCCGGGAAGGCUCCCGCCGGUGUUUCUAGUUUGCACCCAUGCCGACGCGCCGGUUGGUGGCUCUAAAGCCAGAGACCUCGCGCUAGAAGUAUAUGGCUUUCUCCAAAGCAAGAUCUAUAGAGAAAACUUGUAUAAAGAUGUUUUCGUCGUAGAUAAUACAAAGUCAGGGAGUGUGGAAGAAUGUAUUGGGGUCAAGCGCCUGAGAGAAGAGCUUCUCGCAGUUGCAAAGGAACUGCAAUUGACGAAAGAAGAAAUACCGGUGAAGUGGUUGAGGUACGAAAACAACCUUCGCAAGAAGUGUGAUAAGUGGAUAACACUUGAUGAAGCCAAAAGGAUUGCAUUUGAAGAGUGUGGAAUCCAAGAAGAUAAUGAUUUUUCCACUCUAAUGAAUUUUUUGCAUGAUCAGAGAAUUGUGAUUCAUUUUAGUGGCUCUCCAGAGUUGGAAAAGAUGGUGAUAUUAGAUCCUCAGUGGCUUGUUGAUGUCCUCAAAAGCGUUAUAACUGUAAGGCGCUUUAAACAGGCGGAACAUCCUGUAAAAGACCUAUGGAUCCAACUCGAAGAAACCGGAAUCAUAGAUGAAAGGCUCAUUGACCAUGCCUGGGGAGACUUACUCGGCAACCAGGAAAGUCACAAGAGCCUCAUUGCCAUCAUGGAGAGAUUAAGCUUGCUUUCCGCUUGGCCAUCAUGGCAAGAUAGGAAGCAGUACCUGGUGCCAUCCAUGUUGAAGUCACCCCCAACCGAUGAAGUCUUGAAGCUUCUCCACUCUGUAAACAUACCAUCACUUUUUAUAAAAUUUGCAUCUGGUCGAGUGCCUCCUGGUCUCUUCUCCCGACUUAUCCUUCUCUUCUUUCAGUGGUGCGGCGAAGAAUGGAACAACGAAAUGAACCCACAGUUGUUCUAUAAUUUCGUCAUUUUUUGCAUUCUUCCAGACCAAGGUAUCUCCGUUAUUUUUUGGUGUCAUUCCUCGGCCAUCGAAGUCGCCGUUUACAGCGGAGGCAAUGAAAAGACAAGCGCAGAUAUAUGUCGUGUUGUUCACUGGAAAUUGAGGUUUAUCCUCGAAUGCAUGCGGAGAGAGUUUCACUGGCUCAACAACAUGAAGUACGAUAUGUGUGUCUGCUGCCCAGUCUGCUCUCAACCAGGGUCGGUCAAAUGUCACGAUCAUGACGUGCGUGGAUGCGAGUGUCUACACUUCCUGUCGGAAUCUGAUCUGAGAAAAAGGCAACAUUGUAACAAACCAGGACGCAGCCUUCUUGGGGAUUACAGGAUUCGGAUCCAGCAGUUCCAAUGUUGGUUUUCAUUUGGCCAAGAAAAGGAAAGAGCCGGAAUGUCAACGAAUCAGAUGCAAACCCUUCAUGCAACGCACCACGGAGGCCCUCUUGGUGAGAAGGGCAUAUUUUCCAUGGAAAGAGCGAAACGGAAAGAACUUGCGCUGCCAGAGAGUGUCAAAAAUUCCAUUCAGUCCAUUCCACUGGAUUCAGCAAGUAACGUCAAGGAUAUUGUGAUUCAGUUUCAAAGAGCUCUGCAGUUGGAACCAGCAUCUUUAACCAGCGCAGAGCCAGAGGCGAAAAAUAUGAUUCGUGGUCUUACCUUGAGAGCUAAAUCUGAGAAAAGGGAUGACUUGGUGAGGCACUUACGAGAGAUCACACCUGCUGGUACUACUGGGCCGUUGCUGAAUGAGGAUAUGUCAGUUGGUAACAUGCCAUUUAAACAAUACAAGGAUCUGACGUUCAGCCUCUCGGGUGGGGAAGAGUGGAAAUUAUUGGCAGAAAGGCUGGGUCUCUCUCAAAUCGAGAUUCGCUUUCUAGACAAGAGAGUUGUAAACCCCUCUGACGUUGUCCUCAGGGCUGUGGGAGAGCAUCGCCACCUGAGUGUUGGAGAAAUCUAUGACACAUUGGUCGACUGCGAGCUACCGGUUUUUGCAGAUCUCAUGUAAAUUAGAAAAUGAACCGGCGUCAAAGGCAAGCGACACAGCAAGAAGCAGAAUCGAGAGCAAGGUAGCGGCAGAAGACAUUUUCAAGAGGUACACGGAACAACAAAUUUCCUGAGCUCUUAGUCGAAGGAUAUGCGCGCUGAGGCAUUAUUUUAACAGAUUUAUGGUAACUUACAACUGCACGUUUUUAAAGUAAGGAAAAUAAUUUCAGUGUAGAUUGUAUUUGAAAUUAAGCUUCGUUGACCUGGCAAGUAUGGGUACACAGCUUUUCUUUAUUUAGUUUAUCCAUAUUGGAUGCUAUUCUAGCUUUUUUUAUUUCAUUUGUUAAAUCUUUGAAUAGUUGUUUUUGUUAGUUGAUUUUCAUUUAUAACACUGUUUACUUUAUAAACAAUAGUAAUUAUGUCAGAUGUUAGCCAAGCCUUUUUCUCAUAUUUGAGUAAGGGUAUUGCACUGGAGAACAUAGGUAAUCAAGGGUAUUUUCUCAGUGGAAAGGGAGUGAGCUUUCGGCAUGUAAACAUAUUUACUAUGUAUGUAGACACUAUAUUUUUGGUGCUGAUUUCUGACCUUCUGAAUGUUUUGUACAAGAAAUCAGAGGAAAAAGAAAAACCAAGGUUUAUUAUAGGGUAGGGAUGGGAUCUUCCGCUAAAUAAUUCAAAUAAAUAACAUUCAAGUCUCGCUUGAAAUCUAAUCUUAACCAUUCAUUGUUUCUUUCUGAUUCAACACUGACAAACUUUCUUAUACCGUGGUGCUCGAAUGAAGUGUCAAAGUUUCCUUGUACAUGUUACGUCUCUGUAUUGGUAUCCAGUUUUCAUAUUUUUUGACAAAUGCACUAUGGAAAAACAAUAAUUUCGUAGUUAAUAAUACAUGUAUACACUCUGAAAUUUACUUCUUGGUUCGAUGGAAGAAUAAGACAGUUUUCGUCUCAGAAAGAAAAUCAUCACAUUUACCAUUCAGAUUGCGGUUACCCAUUCAUAUCCCUGGGUAGAGAAAAACGUUUUGAGAGUGAAGUGCACUAUUAAAGAAUAGUGAUUUGUUGUAGUUAGUAAUGCACACCGAAAUAUAUUCGAUCUUCGGCAGAGCAUGAAUUAGUUUACAGUAUAACUAACAGCACAUCUUAUCUUUCGCUUGACCUAUGUGUAUGUGUAUGAAAGUAACGUGUCUCCCAUUAAAAAAAAAACAAC